This is a messenger RNA of Condylostylus longicornis, 3890 nucleotides long. It is a transcript of the gene Gat, whose product is annotated as sodium- and chloride-dependent GABA transporter 1. Lineage: Eukaryota; Metazoa; Arthropoda; Insecta; Diptera; Dolichopodidae. The record is from RefSeq and is a predicted model, not a curated record. The coding region runs from base 817 to 2706 and encodes 629 amino acids. The transcript has 13 exons. Gene Ontology annotation, cellular component: membrane. Gene Ontology annotation, biological process: sodium ion transmembrane transport.
GUACGAGGUGAUAUUUUUAACAAAUUGGAGUCGAGUUAUUAAUUUUUACAUCUCUCUCCCAACUUUUCUGUAAGUGUUUUAUGCACGAUAACAAAAUUAACACUGGGUAAGAGAGCAUAAAAAAGUAUGAACUAUGAGCUAUGAAGAUACAAAGAAUAUACAAUUGUGAGAGUAAAAUAUAAUGAAGUGAUUAUAGAAGAAAAUUGUAAAGUGUAAAAUUUACUACCACCUCGUCGGUUAAAGAAUAAUCCAUAUAUUAGUGCAUAUAUAUGUAUAUGUAUUUAUUUGUUGAAAUACUUAAAAUAAUGUCAAAUAAGAAUUAAUCGAAUUCCAUAUACAAUAUGCUUGAUAUAUACACACAUAUAUACAGAGUGAAAUUCGCGUAAAAUCACAUCAGAUAACGCAUCACAACUCCGUUAUUAUUUCAAAUAAAAAGUCAUGUGUUAAUUACUAUAUAAGAGCAAAAAUAUAAAAGAAAAAAAUAAAACAUUGAAAAGCAAAAGAGACAAAUAAUUUUAAAGAGAAACUGCAAUUAAAAAAAAUACAGUAAAACUCAAAAUUAAAGUGAAAAUGAAGAUAUAGAAACAAUAAUAAGUUUUUAAUUUAUAGGAUUUGUGCUUAGCAACAAUACCCAAAAAAAAAAAAAAAUAAACAAAAAAAGAAUAAACAACAGGCACACAAAUAAGAAAAAGAAACAAGAAGUGGAAGUAUUGAAGGAGACGGAAAAGAACCGUUAUAUUUUUAUUUUCGAAGCACAAUAGAAAAGAAAAAGAAAUUAAUUAAGAAGGUCGAACGAUUAAUAAAAAUAACAUCAAUAUGGCAGAUGAAAAAUUAAAUGUUGAACAAUUAGAUGAAACAACCAUAUGUAUUAGAAAAGGAAGACACGAAGAAUCAAUCGAAAUGUUAUCGAAAAACAAAGCUGAAAUAAAAUCUGCGCAUCAAGAACUUGUUAAAGUUGAAGAUCUACCAGAAAGAGGAUCAUGGGGAUCUAAGUUAGAUUUUAUAUUAUCUGUUGUUGGUUUAGCAAUUGGUUUAGGUAAUGUUUGGCGAUUUCCAUAUUUAUGUUAUAAAAAUGGUGGUGGGGCAUUUUUGGUGCCAUAUUUUAUUACAUUAAUAUUAGCUGGUAUACCAAUGUUUUUUAUGGAAUUGGCAUUAGGUCAAAUGUUAACAAUUGGUGGUUUAGGUGUGUUUAAAAUUGCUCCAAUAUUUAAAGGAAUUGGAUAUGCAGCAGCUGUGAUGUCAUGUUGGAUGAAUGUUUAUUAUAUUGUAAUUUUGGCAUGGGCAGUCUUUUAUUUCUUUAUGUCAAUAAGAACUGAUGUUCCAUGGCGUACAUGUAACAAUUUUUGGAAUACCCAAAAUUGUGUUAAUCCCUAUGAAAGAAAAAAUUUAUUAUGUUGGGAUGAUAAAAUUAAAGGAAAUUUAACAAAAGUUUGUGCUCUUACAACUGGUUCGAAUGUUUCACUAACUGAUUUAACUGAUCCAGUUAAAGAAUUUUGGGAACGUCGUGCACUACAAAUUUCAUCAGGUAUUGAAGAUAUUGGUGUUAUAAGAUGGGAACUAGCUGGAACAUUAUUACUUGUAUGGAUCUUAUGCUAUUUUUGUAUUUGGAAAGGUGUUAAAUGGACAGGAAAAGUUGUUUAUUUCACAGCAUUAUUUCCAUAUGUAUUAUUAACAAUAUUAUUAAUACGUGGUAUUACAUUGCCAGGUGCUAUUGAAGGAAUUAAAUUUUACGUAAUACCAAAUUUUACAAAAUUGUCACAUUCGGAGGUAUGGAUUGAUGCAGUAACACAAAUUUUCUUUUCAUAUGGUCUUGGUUUGGGUACAUUAGUUGCAUUAGGAAGUUAUAAUAAAUUUACGAAUAAUGUUUAUAAAGAUGCACUUAUAGUAUGCACUGUAAAUUCAACAACAAGUAUGUUUGCUGGUUUUGUAAUAUUUUCUGUUGUCGGUUUUAUGGCACAUGAACAGCAAAGACCAGUUGCUGAAGUCGCUGCCUCAGGACCAGGAUUAGCAUUUUUGGCAUAUCCAUCUGCUGUUUUACAAUUACCAGGUUCACCAUUAUGGGCAUGUUUAUUCUUCUUUAUGUUAUUAUUAAUUGGUCUAGAUUCACAAUUUUGUACAAUGGAAGGCUUUAUAACAGCAAUAAUUGAUGAAUGGCCACAUUUAUUAAGAAAACGUAAAGAAAUUUUCAUUGCAGUUGUAUGUAUGAUAAGUUAUCUUGUUGGUAUAACUUGUAUUACACAGGGUGGAAUGUACGUAUUCCAAAUAUUAGAUUCAUAUGCGGUCAGUGGUUUCUGUUUACUAUGGUUGAUAUUCUUUGAAUGCAUAUCAAUAUCAUGGUGUUAUGGUGUUAAUCGAUUUUAUGAUGGUAUAAAAGAUAUGAUCGGUUAUUAUCCAAUGGCAUGGUGGAAAUUUUGUUGGACAAUAGCAACACCAACAAUAUGUGUGGGAGUAUUUAUUUUCAAUUUGGUACAAUGGACGCCAGUCAAAUAUUUAGAUUAUAGUUUUCCAUGGUGGGCACAUGUAUUUGGUUGGUUUACAGCCUUAUCAUCUAUGUUAUAUAUACCUGGUUAUAUGUUCUGGUUAUGGAACAAAACUCCAGGUGAUUUAGCAACGAAAAUACGUUUAGUUAUCAGAAUAGAUGAUGAUGUGACUUCAUUAAGAGAAAAAAUGCAACAAGAAACCCAUAAAACGACGGCAGAAAUUUAAAAAGAAAAAAUUAAAAUAAAAAAAAAACUGUCUUAGUUUUUUUUUUUUGUUGUUCUAAUACUUAUUAAUUUCUUAAUAUUUUGAGAAAUUUCAAUUUUCUAUUGUAAUUAAAUACUAUUUUUAUUAAAAAAAAAUGAUUAAAUUAAAUUAAAUAAUUAAACAAAAAAAAGAAAAAACAAAAAAUCUUCUCAUCCUAAAAUAAAAUUUAUUAAUUUGCUUCAUCAAUCCGCUUAUAUAUUAAUUUGUAUAUGCCUAAAUAAAUUAUACAAAAAGAUUUUAAGCGAUUUGAUAAAUAUAAUUUUUAUUUUAAGCAGAAGCAAAAAAAAAUUUUUUUAUAAUAUCCCAAUUACAGUGAUAUUUUUUAUUACUUUAAAAAUUUAGCAAUUACCAGUUAACUAAACAUUAAUAUAUCCGAGUUAUAAUAUAAAUUCGAAAUUAUAUAAUAUACCAUCACUGUGACUUCAAGAAUUUGCAGUAAUAAUGUCUUUUACCACAAUUCAGCAAUAUCAAUUUAUAAGCUGAAUUGUAUAAUAAUAACGUAUACUCUAAUUUUGGAGAACAAAGGCAUAUUAUAAAACAGUUCAGCUAAAAAAUGCUAAUUGCUGAUUUAUUAAAUAAGAAAAUAUAGGUUUAUAUUGAAAUUUCGAUGAAGAUGCUAUAGGAAUUACACAGUUAUGUUAUUUGGAUUUGAAAGAUUAUUAUUUUUGUAUUUGACUUCAAAAUUAAAAUUAUAAGACAUUAAAACAAAAUUCAGCUAAUCAGUUGCAUUUGCUGCAAUUCUGAAGUCACAGACACAUUGAUAAAAAAUUUAAUACAAAAACAUUCCAUUAAAUUAUGUCUUCCAUCUAUAUAUUAAUAAUAUUAUUAUUACAUUUUUUUUAUAUAAAAUUAAAAUAUAAAAUAAAAUAUUGUAUAAUAUGAGGAAUAAAAAUUAAAUAAAAAUAAUCGAUUACUAAGGUUUUUUUUAGAUUACUAAGGUUUUUCUUUUAGUACGAAAAAAUUAUAUAAAUUUUUAAAAUAAUUAGGGGACAUAUUUUUAGUAUUCUAUACAAAUAAAAAAUAAUAUAGAAAACAAUUUUUAUAAUAAUAUAAAAUUUUAUAUUUGAUAUUUUUUUAUAUUUAUGGUAAUGAAAUUAAUAAAUUUAAAAAAAUUAAAUUAAUUAUUAUUUAAAUGUAGUAUUAAA